Hyla sarda is the source of this 1865-nucleotide messenger RNA. RefSeq names its product NRAS proto-oncogene, GTPase (gene NRAS). Gene Ontology annotation, biological process: Ras protein signal transduction. Gene Ontology annotation, cellular component: plasma membrane. Gene Ontology annotation, molecular function: GDP binding; GTPase activity; GTP binding. The record is from RefSeq and is a predicted model, not a curated record. The transcript has 6 exons. Bases 33 to 602 code for a protein of 189 amino acids. Lineage: Eukaryota; Metazoa; Chordata; Amphibia; Anura; Hylidae.
ACGCGGUGCAGGAGGGGAGCCACUCUACAGAAAUGACUGAAUACAAACUGGUUGUGGUGGGAGCUGGAGGUGUCGGAAAAAGUGCCUUAACUAUACAACUUAUACAGAACCAUUUUGUAGAUGAAUAUGAUCCUACAAUUGAGGAUUCUUACCGUAAGCAGGUGGUAAUAGAUGGGGAGACAUGUUUGCUUGAUAUCUUGGACACUGCAGGCCAAGAAGAAUACAGUGCAAUGCGCGACCAGUAUAUGCGCACAGGGGAAGGCUUCCUUUGCGUGUUUGCAAUCAACAAUAGCAAAUCGUUUGCAGAUAUAAAUUCUUAUAGAGAGCAGAUAAAAAGAGUAAAAGACUCAGAUGACGUUCCUAUGGUACUCGUUGGUAACAAAUGUGAUCUGCCGACAAGGACUGUGGACACCAAGCAAGCCCAAGAAUUAGCCAGGAGUUAUGGAAUCCCAUUUGUUGAGACAUCAGCAAAAACAAGACAAGGUGUUGAAGAUGCAUUUUAUACUUUGGUUCGUGAAAUCCAUCAGUACAGGAUGAAAAAACUAGAUAGCAAUGAAGAUAGUAGCCAGGGCUGCAUCAGAAUGCAUUGUUCCCUGAUGUAAUCCACCUUUCUGGCCGAAGCACUGGAGGUCUUCUCCGCAACUCGCAUUCCACCUGCACAAAACUGUUGUAACAGAAAAUCCACUAAGUCCGCUCAUUUACCUCGUUCAUGGAUGGUCUUCUCACUGUGUGUGCACUUUCCACACAUCUGCAGCCGUGUGGGCCAACAUGUACACUGCACAGAUUGUGAAGCUCUAAUCCCAAAGGAAAUCAAUCACCUUGAUGUUUGUACUUCAAGUGGUUAUACAAAGAGUAUGAUGUGAAGAUGUUUGCUUUUUUUUAUUGCUGCACUUCAUCUCAAGGAUUUAUGUUCUGUAGUGACCACAUGCUGUGCUGUGUGAAUAACCUUGGGUCUAUACCACUAUAAUUCAGUAUAGUAUGUAUAAUUAACAGGGGAGAGAUGUCCCUUUUUCUUUGAACUGACAAUGAUGUCCAAUGCGCUGUUUUCAGCUACUUGUUCUAUUUGACUGUGUAAUUUCUUUAGAAUACUUACCUUCUUCAGAAAAUAACUCCCAGGUUCAAGAAGGACAUGUUGGCCUUUGCAACACUUGAUGGCUUGGUCACAUGACUUUCUGACCUGUUGUUUUUGUUUGCUUGAGUUCUCGUCAAAUGCACAAAAUGGUUAUAGGACCAAAUGUUCAUGUCUGUGCAAGCUGUUGUAAAUAAAGACUAUUGCCCAGAUUUUUAUUCUUUCUGAGACGUGUAAGGUUUUUGUUUCGGACACAUCCUGAUCAAUCACAGCUCAGCUUUCAUUUCUCAAAAUGAGCUGUAAUUGGCUGCUAUCUGUCUGGGACAAAAACAGAUAAAAAAAAAAAAAAAUUCUCAGCCCCAGAUAUAUAAAUGUGUCUGUUUUGUAGUUGUUCACCACCUGCCUUACUCUGUAUCAGCACUGAAGUGUCAUUAUUAAUAGUAGCACAUUACAGAAUGUUAGGGCCUGCAAGGAAGCCUUCACAUCCUGGCUUAUGGUAAACUAAGCAUUUUUUUUUAACAGUAUUUUACAACAAUGAAAUUUACAAUGUAUUAUCCUUGUGUAUUUGUACAUACUUUAUCUGGUUAUUUUCCUGUGAAAAAAAAAUAACAUUAAAUUCAAAUAUUAGAUUAUGUAAGUCAAGCAACACAGAGUGACGCUUUUUGUGAUUAUAUUAAAGGAAUUCAGAUCCUUAGCUUUGAUAGUGAAAUAAAAAUGUACCUUUUUCACGUUUGUUUAUUUAUUUAUUUUUUUCCUUUUUACCAUGAAAUGUACAACUUUGGCUGAAGAAACAAUC